AUGGAUACUAUAGCCAAUGAAACUAUUGCGAGAUACACUCAGCUUACUAUCAAUAUGAAUGCUUUUCUCGCUCCACCAAUUCUUAUUCUUGGUACGAUUGGUAAUCUAAUCAAUAUUCUUAUUUUCCUACGAAAAUCUUUGAGAAAAAAUCCAUGUUCAAUCUAUUUUCUUUCUGCAUCAAUUACUAGUUUGAUAGUACUCUACUCUGGUCUUAUCAGUCGACUUCUGGGUGGUUUUAAUUUAGAUUUAACAAAUUGGAAUAAUAUUUUAUGUAAAAUGCGUUUCUAUUUUUAUUAUGGAAGUGUAGCACUUCUAUCUUGGUUUAUAGUUUUUGCUUCAAUCGAUCGUUAUUUGUCAACAUCACAUCUUCUCUAUCGACGAAGUUUUAGUCGUUCUCAUGUUGCAUGUCGUCUCGUACUGAGCACAACAGUCUUGAGCAUCUUAUUUUAUGGUCAAGUAUUCUAUUGUUUUGUCGCAGAUCCAAAUCAGUUUCCAGUUCAAUGCUAUUCAAAAGGAGCCGUCUGUCGUACCUUCAAUGAUAUGCAAUUUCUUAUUGUCUAUUCAUUAUUACCAGCUGUUUUAAUGACUAUUUUUGGAUGUUUAAUGAUUAACAACGUUCAUCAAAUGGGAAGGCAGAUCGAAACUGCUACAAAUAACAAUCUGUUACGAAGAAAAGGAAUAUUACUCGUCCCAAUGUUACUUGUUCAAAUUGCUCUCUUUGUCGUUUUUACUGUCCCUUUAGCUGUUAGUAAACUGUAUAAUUCAUUAAUAGUUCUUAUAAAUUUACAACUAACAUCCGAAGACAUCGCUCGUGAAACGUUUAUCUUCAAUGUAACAGUUUUGAUAUCAUAUUUUAACUGUUCAGUUGGUUUCUACAUUUAUUCUCUAGCUGGAAGUCUAUUUCGAAGGGAAUUGAAGAGAACUAUACGUGGAAUUAUUAAUAAAACUCGCCAUCAAUAA
Molecule: messenger RNA, 960 nt
Organism: Adineta steineri
Lineage: Eukaryota; Metazoa; Rotifera; Eurotatoria; Adinetida; Adinetidae
Source: the annotation of a GenBank genome assembly